This is a messenger RNA of Phymastichus coffea, 2260 nucleotides long. RefSeq lists its product as uncharacterized. Lineage: Eukaryota; Metazoa; Arthropoda; Insecta; Hymenoptera; Eulophidae. The transcript has 4 exons. The record is from RefSeq and is a predicted model, not a curated record. Bases 1019 to 2260 code for a protein of 413 amino acids.
UAUUUUUAGAAAAAAUAUACAGAAAACGGCGUACAGCGUUGUUAUGCUUACAGUUGAUGCAUAUAUUUUAUCUAUGCGAGAUGAUUUUGAGCUUAAACUGAUAAUUAUUAAAUCGCUAAGAGUAUUAAUCGCUCUCGUAAACAUGGGUGCGCUAGUUCGUUAAAAUCUAUGAAUCUUAUGCCAAUUUUAAGUUGAAUUCCAUCAUGUUGCUGUCAAGUAUUUUCAUACGGAACGAUAUUAUUUUGCUAAUUUCUAAAAUUGCUGUAAAUGCCAACUCCCGGUUGCAUGGAAGAAAAUUAUCUUGUAACAAGAGAUAUUUAUAUUAUUUGCGAGAGAAUUUGCUCAAGAGAAUUAGCUUAACGGGAUUGUCAUAUCAUAUAAUAAGAUUACAGCAGUUGUUUUCCGAGCCUGUAAUCGCAUAUAAACGUCUCAAUUUGAUAACUACGGAAAAGCAGCAUUCCGCACCAAGCUAUAAGAAACAUUUAACAACGGGAGAAUUCUUCGGCAUAAAAAUAAUUACCUUCGUAUCAAGAAUAUUCCUUUUUAUAACCAUAGAACAUAUCUUUUCGUCGUUAAAAGUAGUUAUCUUGCAAGUAUAUAUAGCGAAUUUCACAAAUAAAUCUGAUACAUUAAUUGAAUGCCGUUUUUUUAAACAUUCAGAAUGCAAUAGUAAAAAUUUCGAUCUCCCGAUGAAAUUUCGGUCAAACCCGUUAGUUUUGCAACGUCGUUAGAUUUGAGUUUUUAGGCAUAAUGUUAUAUAGUCUUAAGGUCAUGUCGUCUUAAAAGACUUAAUUGAUAAGUAUUUUAUGCAAUCCAAUACAGAAAAAGUAUUUCAUUUGGUUAUAUUGGUAAUGUUUAUUAAAGCAUGAAGUUGCUUACUAUAAACUUUUUAUGUCAAAAGCGGUAAACUCUUAAUGAUUUUCAGACACGUUUAGGUUGGUGAGUUUUCUAACCAAUGUUCUGUCUCUUAGUGUCUCGUGAUAAACAUCAAUGGUGAAGAACAAUCUUUCGAACGAUCAUGUCGGAAAGCGUUAGACCAUCGUCCUCUAAAACAGCCAUGUCGAUCGCCUUCAAAAGAGCUCGUCGCAAGUUUCCGAAAAACUUCGGGCUCAGUUCGAACCGCGUCGAAAAGGAAAGCUCCGAACAAGAUUCAAAAUCAACCGACAAACCGGUCGAUCCCGUCGAUGAAAAAAUGUACCACCGGUCAAUACCGGAGGACGUGGAGACUGGAUUGAUCGACUCGUUCAAGGAAGUCAAGCUUACCGAGGAGCCUGAAAUCGUCCGUGACCAAUGCCAAGACCAAUCGGAAAACUUUGUCGGCUUACGUUUGAGAGCCGAGCGUCCGACUGCGGACGAGCGCGAAAAAUGCGAGAGCCUGUAUCGCGGGGAGCAAGCGCGCGCCAACGAAAGGUUGUCGUCUCUAGCCGCGCACACAUCUGGAACCACGAAUGCAAUCGCUGGGACAAUUGCGGUAAUGCCGACGAUAAGCGAGCUCUCGAGCGACGUACCGCGGGUCAACGAGAUCGCCAAUUUUCCAGCAGACAUGGAGGUCGUCGAAACGCCGACGCGCGGAUACGAAGAGACAGCCGCGCGCCGAAAGCGACAGUUGCACAGGUGCAAGAAGAGCUCGCACCGACACUCGGGCCACGUCUGCGAGGACCAGCGAUUUGAGUUGUACUCGAGCAGCAGCAGCAGCAGCAGCUGUCAGUGGCACGAGCAUUGCGCUCACUGUCAGCAUUAUCGCCGGCACUGCAGCUGCUGUCGGACGUGCUACUGCUGCUGCGCUCGGUGCUGCUUGACUUGGCAAGAUUGCACAGCGAUCGCGCGCGAAGCGUGUCCCAGCUGCAGGCGUCGGCGCUCAAAGAAGAAACGCUGCUCGGUUUGUAACGGGAAACGUCUCUCCAGCAGCCCGUCGGUCACGUGCUCGCGCGACUCCGGCAUUUUCACGCAAAAGCGUUACGAAGACUACGACGGCGGCGGCGGCGGCGGUGGCGGCGACGACGACGACGACGACAACGACAACGACAACGACAACAACGACAACGACGACGACAACGACAACGACAACGACGACGACAACGACUAUAACGACGACAAUGACGACAACGAAGAUGCCUCGGCGACGUUGGCGCACAAGGACUCGCUGUCGAUUCUGCAGGAGCAGUACGCCAAAAAGGAUCCAAGCCGCGACGUCGAAACGCGGAGAGCUAAGGGGAAGACGGCUUGCAAGAGAAUAUCCAGCAGAUAUUCGUAUUAUUGA